ACCUUAUUUCUUUUACUUGUGUAGCUCAUAUGGUGUCCCGCAAUGGAAGUAAAUAAGGAUGAAGCGGAACGUUGUAUUGAUAUUGCAGUUAACGCAAUAAAGAGUAACCAAGUUUACAAAGCGCACCGACUUCUAGAAAAAGCACAGCGACUCUUUCCGACCGACAAGGCAAAAGCAUUGUUGGCGUCUCUGCAGCAGAAUGGACAUCCCCCCACUCCCAGCAAUUCUGCAGGAAGCAGAGAAACUCCUUCAGAUUUACAGGAAAGCUCUGACAACCACAGAAUUCAAGAGGACACGGGCACUGACUCAGCCAAAUCUUACACCACAGAACAAGUGGAUGCUGUCAAAAGGAUAAAACAAUGUAAAAACUACUAUGAGAUUCUUGGAGUACAGAAAGAUGCUUCAGAUGAUGACCUUAAAAAAGCAUACAGGAAAUUGGCGCUCAAGUUCCAUCCUGAUAAGAAUCAUGCCCCAGGGGCUACAGAAGCAUUUAAGGCCAUUGGGAAUGCAUACGCAGUGCUGUCGAACCCAGAGAAGAAGCGUCUGUAUGACGAGUAUGGGGAGGUGCGAGCCCAUGCUGGCAGACACAGUCAUUCUAAUGAAGACUUCCAGCCCGAUAUCUCACCAGAGGAUCUCUUUAACAUGUUCUUUGGAGGAGGAUUUCCCUCUAGUAACGUUCACAUGUACAGCAAUGGCCGAAUGCACUUCAGUCAACGGCGUGGUGAGAGGAGAGAGCAGAGAGGUGGCGGCUUGACUCUCUUCGUACAGCUCAUGCCCCUCCUUAUCCUUGUAAUCGUGUCUGCUCUUAGCCAGAUGUUGGUGGCCGAGCCUCCCUAUAGCUUGACCCUCAGACCGUCAGUGGGCCACACACACAAGCGGUUGACGGAGACUCUGCGUGUGCCAUACUACGUGAGCGAGCGCUUCAGCCAGGAGCACAACAGUGUGAGUCUGAGGCAGGUGGAGCGUGAUGUGGAGGACGAGUACAUCUCCAUGCUCCGGGACAACUGCUGGAGGGAGAAGCAACAGAAGGACGGUUUGCUAUACCGCGCACGCUAUUUUGGGGAUGCAGAGCUGUACCAGAGGGCCCAGAGAAUGGCCACUCCUUCCUGCUCCAGGCUGGCCAAGGUUCAGGCUUCUCUCCAUGGAUAAACUGAUGCCAGUCUGUGCAGGUUUCAAAUACAAUCUUCCUGUUAGAGAAGAUCACCAUAUACAGUAAACGGAAUGCUGGCCACCUGUGACAGAAUAUCAGACAACAGAAGAGAAUUCAAACUGAUUUUGUCAGUGUGUGAGAAAGUGUCACAGAUGCAUGUCUUCAUUAGGGAGAAUCCACUGCUAUAAUGAUUUUAGAAAGCUCAGGAUCUUCCUCUAGCCUCCAUUUAUUACUGAGCAGAUAAUCCUGCUACAAGAAUGUUGCAUUUUUGUUGUUGCGUCAUUUAUAGUUCAUAGAUCAUGACCUAGUCACUUUUGUAUUAAUUUAUAAUUGAUAACCAUGCAUUCAUCUCUGCAGGGGUUUUAUUUAUUUGGUUGGUUAAAUAAGCUUUAACUGUUUAAGAUUUGCAAGUUUUGCCACUAGAACUUAAAAUGGCUGCUCUAUUCUGUUAGUAUUUAUUCAAUGGAUUGGUCUUUUUUUUAAGAUUUAUAUUCCUGAACAAUAAAAAAAUGUAUUUGUGCCACUGCUCUA
This is a messenger RNA of Electrophorus electricus (electric eel), 1681 nucleotides long. RefSeq names its product DnaJ heat shock protein family (Hsp40) member B12b (gene dnajb12b). Gene Ontology annotation, molecular function: Hsp70 protein binding. Gene Ontology annotation, cellular component: endoplasmic reticulum membrane. Gene Ontology annotation, biological process: cellular response to misfolded protein. Lineage: Eukaryota; Metazoa; Chordata; Actinopteri; Gymnotiformes; Gymnotidae. The record is from RefSeq and is a predicted model, not a curated record.